Messenger RNA from Calidris pugnax (ruff), 1245 nucleotides. RefSeq names its product achaete-scute family bHLH transcription factor 2 (gene ASCL2). Gene Ontology annotation, biological process: sensory organ development; neuron differentiation; regulation of neurogenesis. The transcript has a single exon. NCBI's taxonomy places the organism in Eukaryota, Metazoa, Chordata, Aves, Charadriiformes, Scolopacidae. The record is from RefSeq and is a predicted model, not a curated record. The annotation marks the transcript as partial. Gene Ontology annotation, cellular component: RNA polymerase II transcription regulator complex. Gene Ontology annotation, molecular function: protein dimerization activity; DNA-binding transcription factor activity, RNA polymerase II-specific; RNA polymerase II transcription regulatory region sequence-specific DNA binding.
GUGGCCCGGCGUAACGAGCGGGAGCGCAACCGGGUCCGGCUGGUCAACCUGGGCUUCGCCGCCCUCCGCCAGCACGUCCCCCACGGCGCCGCCAGCAAGAAGAUGAGCAAGGUGGAGACCCUCCGCUCCGCCGUCGAGUACAUCCGUGCCUUGCAGCGGCUCCUCGACGAGCACGACGCCGCCGCCUUCCCCGACGGCCGCGGGCGGGCGGCCGUCGGGGAAGGAGGCGGCGGCGGCGGCUACUCCUCUGCUUCGCCCUCCUUCGCCUCCUCCGUGCCCGGCUCGCCUUGCUCCUCCGAGGAGAGCGGCUACGACGCGGCGCUCAGCCCCGAGGAGCGGGAGCUGCUGGACUUCACCAGCUGGCUCGGGAGCUACUGAGCCGGCGGGAGGUGAGGGGGGAUCCGGCGGGGAGGUGCUGGGGGGUGCCGCUUCCCCCCCGCGUCCCCCGGGGGAGCGGGACACGGACCCACCGGGGCUCUCCGCACAUCUCUCCGCAGCCGCGCUCAGCCUGCAGUACCUCAGCGGCCUCGCUCUCCGCAGCAGCCAGCGUCCCCCCCUCCCCAAAAAAUACUCGCACACCCCCCGUCCCGACCCCGCCGGCUGCGUUCCUCGCCGGGUUCACCCCUCGUCUUCGGGCUGUGGAAAGUGCAAUGGUGUAAGAGACUGGCCGGGGCUCCGCCACCCGCUCCCGGGGCAGCGGCUCCACCUGCCCGCCGGGAGCCGCCGACGGAGAGGAGCCCCCAGCGACCCUGCUUCCCCCCGCGGCUGCUGCCCGGUGUUGCGGAAAAAAACAAAACACGAUUGAAAACACUUGAUGCUUCCUUGUUUCUGGAGGGGGAGGGAUUUUUUUAUCAUGUCAGAUUCUAUUUUAUAUGUAACUUGAACUGCCUAUGGGAACACUGGUGUAUGAAGACUUAUUUUUGUACAAGAAACCUUAGAGAAAAGGGGUGAGGAGAUAGUUCUAUUUUUAGCAAGUCCUAUUCCCUUGUUCUUGAACACUGCCAGCUAGAAUGUUGUGGGAACAUUACAUGGUUUAUAUAAAAAAGUGGGGGUUUUUUUUGUCUCUCUCCAAACACUUUAGUAAAAGACUGUAAAGUUAUGUCUUAAUGUGGUGUCCAAGUUUGCCUGGUGUGAAGGUCCACUUCUCUGAAAACUGAAGUUUGUGUUUUUUAAAAAGAAAAUGUAUUGAAGGCAUUUUUGUAUGCACUUGCUAGGAUUUCUUAAGUUGUACAUAUGCAGUUUUUA